UUUAUUUUUUAAAUCUCCCACAAACUACUCCUCCGAUUCCCCCUUUUCCUCCUCCCCUCCGGACCCGUCGGGCUCGCAGUAUUAGCGAAGAAGACGACGACGAGAAACCCUUCGUUUGGUUUGCGUCUCCCUCCCUCUCCUCUUCCCUGACAAAACCCUAAUUCGUUGAUUCUUGAUCGCUUCUAAUCUCGAAUCCUCGGAGAGGAAAGAGGGUAGUAUGAUCACUCGAUUGAUCGCCCCCAUUCCGUUGAUCUCGAAACCCUAAGCCUCUGAUCAUGGCCACCUCCUCGUCCGCCAUCAACGCUCAAUCGCCGGGCCUCAAGACUUACUUCAAGACACCCGAGGGCCGCUACAAGCUCCAGUACGAGAAGACCCACCCUGCCGCCGUCCUCCACUACUCCCAUGGCAAGGCCGUCUCCCAGUUGACGAUCGCUUAUCUGAAGGAGAAACCGGCCAACCAGACGCCGUCCACGCCGUCGACCCCGAGCUCCAGCGGAGGGGUAAGGUCGGCGGCCGCGAGGCUGCUUGGGGCCGGGAACGGCAGCCGGGCGCUUAGCUUCGUCGGUGGGAAUGGCGUUAGCCGGGUGGUUUCGGGGAGCAGCAGGAUCGGAGGGUCCCUUGGAUCGUCCACCGGAUCGAGUAGCUCUCAGUCCAUGUCUAAUUACGACGGCAAGGGCACGUACCUCAUCUUCAAUGCCGCUGACACUCUCUUCAUCAGUGAUCUCAACUCGCAGGAUAAGGAUCCUAUCAAGUCCAUCCACUUCAGCAACUCGAACCCUGUAUGCCACGCCUUCGAUGCCGGGGCCAAGGAUGGGCAUGAUUUGCUCAUUGGGCUGCACUCGGGUGAUGUUUAUUCGGUGUCAUUGAGGCAACAAUUGCAGGACCCUGGUAGGAAGCUUGUAGCAGCUCAGCAUUAUAACAAAGAUGGAUCAAUUAAUAACAGCCGCUGUACUUAUGUUGCCUGGGUUCCAGAAGGUGAUGGUGCUUUUGUUGUUGGUCAUGCUGAUGGAAAUCUAUAUGUAUAUGAAAAGAGCAAGGAUGGGACUGCAGAUUGUUCCUUUCCUGUUAUCAAGGAUCAAUCCCAGUUUUCUGUUGCACAUGCGCGGUCAAGUAAGAGCAAUCCAAUUGCACGAUGGCAUAUCUGCCAAGGUACAAUCAACAGCAUUUCUUUCUCAACAGAUGGAGCAUAUUUAGCCACUGUUGGCAGAGAUGGUUAUUUGAGAGUCUUUGAUUUCCCAAAAGAGCAAUUAUUAUUUGGUGGGAAAAGCUAUUAUGGUGCUUUACUGUGUUGUGCCUGGAGUUCGGAUGGAAAAUAUAUAUUGACUGGUGGUGAAGAUGAUCUAGUACAAGUAUGGAGCAUGGAAGACCGGAAGAUAGUAGCAUGGGGUGAGGGACAUAAUUCAUGGGUUAGUGGUGUUGCUUUUGAUUCCUAUUGGUCAGGACCAAAUUCAGAUGGAACAGGAGAGAAUGUCAUGUAUCGCUUUGGUUCAGUUGGCCAGGACACUCAAUUGCUGCUGUGGGACCUGGUAAUGGAUGAAAUUGUUGUGCCAUUGCGAUGCUGCCCUCCUGGUGGGUCACCUACACUCAGCAGUGGAAGUCAUUCUGCUCACUGGGACAAUAUUUGUCCCAUAGGCACCCUUCAACCUGCUCCAAGUAUGCGGGAUGUGCCCAAACUCUCACCUCUGGUUGCUCACCGCGUGCAUGUGGAGCCUCUCUCUGGUUUGACAUUUACUAAUGAAUCGGUGCUUACUAUUUGUCGGGAGGGACAUAUCAAGAUCUGGUUGAGGCCUGGGAAUGGUGAAAGCAGCCAAUCAAACUCUGAAGCAGUUGUAGGUGCACCUAGUUCAAAGGACAGACCUGUUACAUCAUCCAUGAAAGCUUCUGGUCCUAGUUAUAAGCAACCAUCAUCUGUUCUCUUUACUUGACCAGGUUCUUGCAUUGCUGGCAUGCAACUGCAGUCAAUCCCUUGUCCUUGGCCAAUGCAAAGCUUAUUUGGUCGUUUGAUCAUCUUUUGGAUUACGAUUUCCUGCGGAUGAAGAGGUUAGUGGAGUUCGUUUGCAUCCGUCAAGUGGUAGGUGCUAAUGAAGUGCUGAGGUUUUAUGCCGUAAGACGCUUCUGGUUGCAGCAUGUUAGUUAGUACUGCCAUUUGCGUGGCAGCAGAGGAAAUAAUGGAAUAUUCUCCUGUACAGAUAUAUAUAUUUCCAAUCUAAAAGUACAGCAGGUCCAUAUCAUCAUGGUUGAUAUUGUUUAAUGUGUCUAAUAUGUUAAUUAGAAGUGUCAGAGGUAUUUGUUGAUUUUUGGUCAUCAAACAUGGAAUUUCUCCUUGAAUCUGGCUCUUUACUUCCUGGGUUCUUAUAAUGAAGGCUCUCUGGGCUGUGCAAUUGGCAGCAGCUAGGAAACAUAAACAAAUGAAUUGGUUUCUC
Phoenix dactylifera (date palm) is the source of this 2423-nucleotide messenger RNA. RefSeq lists its product as uncharacterized. Gene Ontology annotation, molecular function: protein binding. The record is from RefSeq and is a predicted model, not a curated record. Lineage: Eukaryota; Viridiplantae; Streptophyta; Magnoliopsida; Arecales; Arecaceae.